GAACUCAGUCUGAUUCUAGCGUCUGAAUUGUGUGGACGUGUAUUCAUUUUGUGGGAAAAGAAAAGUUGGAAUAAAAAUGAAGUUUUCUCUGGCUUUGUGCCUGAUUGCCAUUACAGCCGGCAUUGUGGUUGCGGAUGAGAGCAAAGGACCCAAAGUGACCGACAAGGUUUUCUUUGACAUCACCAUUGGCGGUGAGGCAGCAGGUCGCAUUGAGAUCGGUUUGUUUGGAAAAACUGUGGAGAAGACCGUGAGGAACUUCAAGGAGCUGGCUGAGAAGCCACAAGGCGAGGGCUACAAGGGCAGCAAGUUCCAUCGCAUCAUCAAGGACUUUAUGAUCCAGGGUGGCGACUUCACCAAGGGCGACGGCACUGGCGGCCGUUCCAUCUAUGGCGAGCGCUUCGAGGAUGAGAACUUCAAGCUGAAGCAUUAUGGCGCCGGCUGGUUGAGCAUGGCCAAUGCUGGCAAGGACACCAACGGUUCGCAGUUCUUCAUUACCACCAAGCAGACCAGCUGGCUGGAUGGCCGUCAUGUGGUCUUUGGCAAGGUUCUCUCCGGCAUGGAUGUGGUGCGCAAGAUCGAGUCGAGUGCCACAGACGCACGCGAUCGUCCCGUCAAGGAUGUGGUCAUCGCCAACAGCGGCACCAUUCCAGUUCCCGAACCCUUCGCCGUCUCCAAGACUGAUGCCACAGAAUAAGCAAUAUCUAUAUAUAUAAAUAUACCUACCACUCGCAUAUAUACAUAUUAGUGUGGCUUUUAAACGAAA
Messenger RNA from Drosophila mojavensis, 763 nucleotides. Its product is annotated as peptidyl-prolyl cis-trans isomerase 6. Gene Ontology annotation, cellular component: intracellular membrane-bounded organelle. The transcript has 3 exons. Bases 77 to 694 code for a protein of 205 amino acids. Gene Ontology annotation, biological process: protein peptidyl-prolyl isomerization; protein folding. Gene Ontology annotation, molecular function: peptidyl-prolyl cis-trans isomerase activity. NCBI's taxonomy places the organism in Eukaryota, Metazoa, Arthropoda, Insecta, Diptera, Drosophilidae. The record is from RefSeq and is a predicted model, not a curated record.